This is a messenger RNA of Alligator mississippiensis (American alligator), 927 nucleotides long. Its product is annotated as olfactory receptor 8S1. Gene Ontology annotation, cellular component: membrane. Gene Ontology annotation, molecular function: G protein-coupled receptor activity; olfactory receptor activity. The transcript has a single exon. Lineage: Eukaryota; Metazoa; Chordata; Crocodylia; Alligatoridae. The record is from RefSeq and is a predicted model, not a curated record. Bases 1 to 927 code for a protein of 308 amino acids. Gene Ontology annotation, biological process: G protein-coupled receptor signaling pathway.
AUGGCUAUGGGGAACCAAACAACUGUGACUUAUUUUAUCCUGUCUGGUGUUUCCAGUGACCCACAGCUCCAGCCUUUCCUUUUUGUGGUCUUUUUACUUAUAUACCUACUAACUGUGGCAGGAAAUGCAGCGAUCAUGGUGGUGACAAGAGCUGAUCCUCACCUUCACACCCCAAUGUAUUUUUUCCUAUUCCAUUUAUCCUUCCUUGACAUCUGCUAUUCUUCAGUCACUGUCCCAAAGAUGCUGCAGAAUUUCUUGGCAGAGAAAAAAAAUAUCUCUCUCCAUGGUUGCAUUGCCCAGAUGAGCUUAAUUCUUUUUGUGGGUGGCACAGAAGUUUUCAUGUUAUCAGCAAUGGCCUAUGAUCGAUAUGCUGCCAUCUGUGACCCACUGCAUUAUGUGGGGACAAUGAAUAAGCAAGUGUGCAUAAGAAUGGUGGGUGGCACAUGGCUGAUCGGUAUAUUGUAUUCAUUAACAAAUGCUGCUCCUGCAUUACAUUUACAUUUCUGUGGGCACAAUGAAUUACACAAUUUCAACUGUGAGCUCCCAUCUCUACUAGAAAUGUCCUGCACAGAGACUUUCACCAGUAAGAUGGCAUUUCUCACUUCAACUAUGAUUGUAAGUUUGAUCUCAUUCUCCAUCACCCUGGUCUCUUACAUCUGCAUCAUCUCCACCAUCCUGAAGAUACAGUCUGCUGAGGGUAGGGGUAAAGCCUUCUCCACCUGCAGCUCCCACCUCACUGUAGUUGUUCUGUAUUAUGGGGCAGGUUUGUUUAGAUAUCUGAGACCUAAUUCAGCCUCUUCAGUGGUUCUUGACAGGCUCUUCUCCAUCCAGUACAGUAUCUUAACACCCAUUUUAAAUCCUAUCAUCUACAGUCUGCGAAACAAGGAGGUAAAGGCAGCGCUAAGGAAUAUGCUGUGGAAAACAUAA